UCGAACAUCUAAACAGGAAAACGGUCAACCAUUGCGAAAGAGUAAUAACAUUUCGAAAGGUAGUUUUCUUCAGCAAAGAUGGGGUUCGAGACAUGUGGUCCGAACGAAGUAAUGGUGGUUUCAGGAUGCUGUCACUCGGGGUCCACAUUUAUUCCUGGUGGCCGUGUGUUUGUUUGGCCUCUCAUUCAGAAACUGCAGAGGCUCUCUCUGAACACAAUGACCCUACAGAUUGACAGUCCUAAUGUCUACACACAGCUGGGCGUGGCAAUAUCUGUCACAGGAAUCGCUCAGGUAAAAAUCCAGGGAUCAUCUAAGGAGAUGAUGGAAUCUGCGUGUGAGCUGUUUUUGGGUAAAUCAGAGCGUGACAUUGAGAGGGUGGCCUUGGAGACCCUUGAAGGUCAUCAGAGAGCCAUCAUGGGAAAUAUGACAGUAGAGGAAAUUUACAAAGAUCGUAAGAAGUUCUCUAAGGCUGUGUUUGAAGUGGCCUCCUCUGAUCUGGUCAACAUGGGCAUCUGUGUGGUCAGUUACACCCUCAAGGACAUCCGAGACGACAGGAAUGAGCCAGAAACAGGUUACCUGAAGUACCUUGGUAUGGCUCAGACAGCUACAGUCAAGAGGGACGCAAGAAUGGGGGAGGCUGAGGCUCGCAUGGAGGCCGGAAUCAGGGAAGCUAAUGCUGAGGAGAAGAGAAUGGCUGCCAGGUACACAACAGAUAUUGACAUUGCUAAGUCACAGAGAGAUUUCGAGUUGAAGAAUGCUGCCUACGACAUGGAGAUUCAGACCAAGAAAGCCCAGUCUGACUUAGCCUACGAACUACAGGCUGCCAAGACCAAACAAGCAAUCAAAGAAGAAGACAUGCAGGUCAAGGUCAUUGAAAGGACUCAACAGAUUCAGCUCCAGGAACAAGAAAUCACCCGCCGCGAAAGAGAGCUGGAGGCCACAGUCCGCAAACCUGCUGAUGCUGAGAAGUACAGGCUUGAGAAACUUGCCGAGGCCAACAGAACACGAGUAAUCUUAGAAGCCGAGGCUGAAGCAGAAGCCAUUAAGGUGAAGGGUGAAGCUGAGGCCUUUGCUGUGGAGGCUAAGGCCAAGGCUGAGGCAGAACAGAUGGCUAAGAAGGCCGACGCCUGGAAGGAUUACCAGGACGCUGCUAUGGUUGACAUGAUCCUGGAAACUCUACCAAAGGUGGCUGCUGAAAUCUCGGCCCCUCUGUGCAGUGCUAAGAAGAUCACCAUGGUGUCCAGCGGUAAGGGAGAAGUGGGAGCUGCCAAACUGUCCGGGGAGGUGCUGACCCUGAUGGAGAAGAUGCCACACGUGGUGGAGAAUCUGACCGGAAUCAACAUCACCAAGAACAUCAAGGCUGCAACCAGAAGAUAAACAGUUCCACAGAGUCGUCGGCCAUCGUUAUUAUCCUCCGUAUGGGCAUGUCACUGUAGACUGUGUAUUGUUAGACAAGUUAUCUCCCUUGAACAAGUCAUCAACUUUAGAAGUUACAGUACAUUAUUCAUAUCAAAUAUUUACAUGCUUAUUUACAUCAUUAAUCUGAUACUCCAGGGACUAUGAUUUUCCAUCUACAAUUGUUCUGGUUUUCGUCAGGCUGUAUUUGAGUUAUUGGCAGCUUAUGUAUAUUUAUUAUCUGUACUUUAUAUUUUGUAUUUGUUAAGUUUGCAUAAUGCAGUGUAUAUCCAACAUCAACCAGCACUUAAGAAGUCAUCUAGUCAUAUGACCAGUUCAAAGGUGUGUGUGCUGAGAAAUAAAACAUUGGCAAAUUGUUACGCACUGUCUGUCCCCUAGGUUCAGAUUAUACUGUAGAUUUUUUUUAGCAAUUUUUAUCCCAAUUUUUUUAACUUCUAUUUGAAUUGCAAGUAUUUGAACAAUUUUUGCCUUUUCUUUUACCUUUUUAAAACCACCAGUUUCUGUAACUACAGACCAUUUUAAUAUCUCGCAUCAUCCUUACAAUCAUUAGUUAUUACUUUGAUGUUGUAAUCCUCAGGUUUGGGGUGUUGCAGUCAUGGUUAACAUUAUACACUGAGCUGUUAACCUGUAGAGCUACUGUCUUAGCAGAGACAUCAUUUCUCAGUGUAUUUGUGAAUAAAGGUUGGACUUUGCCAUGCUAUUUUAAUGCUCAAUAUAAUGAAUUUGGAUAGGACUAGAUACCAAAGAAAGAAACCUGGUUUGUUUUAAACAGUUGUAUUUUUAAUACAUAAAUGAUUUUCUCAAACACUAAGUGUACAAUCAAAAGUUUUAUCAUGAUUGUAUUUGUGAUUUUUUUUAAAUAGAUAAAACAUUGUAAAUUCCAUUUUUUAUACUAGUUUUUUAAAGUUGGUCAGAAUUUGUGUGACGGGGUACUGAGAGUUUUAUCAGACCUUGAAGCUGCUUGACUGAUUGUCUUUAACGACAGAGUUAUCAUGCAUAGGGGAUGCCGUAUUCCCAGUUCCAGAAAUCCUCAAAAUAAUGGAUGCUUACGUGCAUUAAUCCAAUAAUGCAGACUUAUACAGGUACAUAGCUAAAUUUAUAACAUUGUUAAUAUGUAUAAAAUUAUGUAUGUCUUUGUACAUUGCAAUAAUUGUCAUUAAUAAAUACCUACAUAUACAUA
Molecule: messenger RNA, 2596 nt
Organism: Saccostrea cuccullata (small rock oyster)
Lineage: Eukaryota; Metazoa; Mollusca; Bivalvia; Ostreida; Ostreidae
Product: flotillin-1-like
Exons: 13
Coding region: 79-1377 (432 amino acids)
Biological process (GO): protein localization to plasma membrane; positive regulation of endocytosis; protein kinase C signaling
Cellular component (GO): cytoplasmic vesicle; flotillin complex; plasma membrane
Source: RefSeq, a predicted model, not a curated record